Molecule: messenger RNA, 1284 nt
Organism: Saccharomycodes ludwigii
Lineage: Eukaryota; Fungi; Ascomycota; Saccharomycetes; Saccharomycodales; Saccharomycodaceae
Gene: NUP60
Product: FG-nucleoporin NUP60
Exons: 1
Coding region: 1-1284 (427 amino acids)
Biological process (GO): telomere tethering at nuclear periphery; NLS-bearing protein import into nucleus; poly(A)+ mRNA export from nucleus
Cellular component (GO): nuclear pore nuclear basket; nuclear pore
Molecular function (GO): structural constituent of nuclear pore
Source: RefSeq, a predicted model, not a curated record
AUGCCUGGUUUCAUCGGGAAGGUAGUGAAACCACAAACAAAAAAGAAAUCUAUUUUUGCAAGUCUGAAGUCUCUUUUUGAAAUUCAACGGAACAAAGUAGUAGCGGAUAAUAAAAAGGAAAAAGUGAAAAAACUGGACUAUAAUAAUAAUAAUCUGUUGGUUCCUGGCGGUUUUUACACUGGAGAUUAUGCUACACCUUUACAACCUAUCGAAGUAGUUAAUUCGAUCAAGAAUGAUACUGUUGUUAAUAAUAUGGACCAUGGUCACGAAAAUGAUAGUUAUGCUUCUAUACAUGAAGAUCCAGACACUUCUAAUGCAAAAUUAGCCAAAUUUUUCCAAGAAAAGGGGAAGGAACCUCUAUCUGAGAUUGAGCUUGAAGGUGUUUUAUCACUGAUCAACAAAUCCAGAAAAGUUUUGGUCAAAAAAGGGGAAGAGGCAAUUAACAACCAUUCAGCAAUGCUUUGUGAUAAUAAAAGUGCAGUACUAUCAUCAACCCGCAGAUCCUCUGAAGUGCCAGAGUUUACCCCGAAUUACGAUCCUAAUCUCAAGCAUGUGCAGUCUUUACCAUACAAGAAGAGAAUAUUUGAUUUUUCGGUAGUUGCUUCUCCAUAUAAAUUAAAUGGUAUUUAUCAACCAAAAAUAACAGAGAACACAAGUGAGGAACAGGAAAAAACUGAGGUUAAAGGGAAAAAACUAAGUAACACAGCGACAGCGUUAAUCAACCUGCUUUCUGAAAGCGAAGAACCGUCUUUAAAGCUUCAAAGAGAUGAUUCCAUGUCUAAUCCCUACAAAUCUUUUCUACCUAAGGUGGUUGCCACUAAAGAUGCAAGCGGCUGUAUCGAGGAACAGAAAAAUAAGAAUCUGUUGUAUAAGAACAAACAUAUGAGGUCUUCUUCUCCGGGCGAAAAAGCUUCAAGACUUGAAGAGAACUCAAAACUUGAAAAAGAUGAGCAAUCUUUUAUUAAAGACAAAACCGAGACUGCGUUGGCUCCAAACAAAUCCAAAUUUAGUUUUUCAUUUAAUAGUACUACGCAAUCUCUUCCGAAGAACACUGUAGCAAACAAUGUGUUAAAGGGCCCAAAUGAGAAUAUUAAAGCCGGUACACUCGAUGGAAAUUCAAAGGUACAGAAUGGAUCUGCCAUCAUUACAAAAGAAAAGAAGGAAGAGACUGAAACUUGUUACAAUUACGAUUUUCCAACGCCAUCACUGUUCCCUGGUUGUGCACUUGAUUCUAGUGUUGAUGAAGCAAAAGUAGAAUUGUUUAAACGGUCAUUUGUAUUCUAA